Molecule: messenger RNA, 914 nt
Organism: Perkinsus marinus ATCC 50983
Lineage: Eukaryota; Perkinsozoa; Perkinsida; Perkinsidae
Product: amino acid transporter, putative
Exons: 6
Coding region: 49-816 (255 amino acids)
Biological process (GO): amino acid transmembrane transport
Molecular function (GO): amino acid transmembrane transporter activity
Source: RefSeq, a predicted model, not a curated record
AGCGAGAUCUCCUCCUUGAGGGCAGUCGGAUCCUUCAGCAUCUGGGUCAUGCUUUCUACUGCUGUCCUCGCCUUGUGCAAAAUACCAUGGUCAGAGCUAGACACGGACCGACCAAAUAACAUGACGCAUGUCGGCUUCAACUGGCGCCAAGUGAUGCAUGCCUUGUCUAUGGGCACGUUCGCCUAUAUGAACCAAGUAAACGCAGUGUGCAUCACCUCUGAGCUCCACAAACCAACACGACAACGACUAACUGCUGUAUGCGGAUGGGCGGCCCUCGGUCUCUUUUUAUGCUAUGCUACCCUUCUAUCAGCAGUAUACCUAACUUUUGGCCAGGCAACCACCUCAAAUUUUCUUCAGAGUUACCCCCUAGAUGAUGCGGCUGUGAAUGCAUGCCGAGUUGCAGUCUCUCUGACACUUAUAUUCGCGUGUCCCCUCAAUUUGUUCCCGAUUACUAGCUCAUUCUUUCACGCCAUAGACCGGCGCCAUCUAGCCAAACACGCAGGAGUGCGGAUAUUGUUCAACACGAUCGUCCUCACUAUCUGCCUUAUCACAGCGAUCUGGGUCCCUGACGUUGGCUCAUUCAUCGGCUACGUUUCGGCUUACAUGGCUACACCGUUGAUGAUAACUAUACCGGCGUUUGUCUACAUCGCAUGCUGCCGGGCUGAGGAUGAUAUGCUCGCUCGUAAGGGAGUCGUCGUCGAACGGAACCUCUGUAGAAGGUCAAGUCGUAUGGUCAUCCCAGCAAUCGCCCUCUCACUCACUGUACUUUUAUGGACGGCCGCCACGGUGAAUAUUUUUGCGAGUCAGAAGGCUUGAUUAGCUCACUUCGUGACUGCGGCAAUAUGGAGAUUAUUUCGACGUUCGUAUCGUGCGGCCCUUUCAAGGGUCUUAGAUGCACUCAUUGAAUCGGCGAA